AUGGUUGCUGCAGGUGUUGUGACCAGCUCAGGUGGAGAUGUAUACUGUGUUCUAUCCAACAACACCAAAGAUCGAUGGAUCAAAGACCCAGGUCUCUCCCGUCUCAACCUAGGUAUAGGACUUAUGUUCACUUCAGCAGCGGCAAAUGGGUAUGACGGAAGCCUCAUGAAUGGCCUGCAAGCUCUGCCUAUCUUCAUGCAAGAUCUUGGUGAUGUCGAUUCCAAUAUACUGGGCUUGAUCAUCGCCGGUGUCUCCCUUGGUGGAGUACCUAGUUUUAUCCCAGCAUCAUAUUUCGCAGAUCACUUUGGGCGCAAGAAGUGUGUCGCGCUCGGAUCGGCCAUCAUGGUGGGUGCAUCUGUCAUUCAAGCCGCCACACAAGGUCGAUGGGCUUUCUUCGGUACCCGCCUUAUGAUGGGUAUCGGGUUGGGAUUUUCGCAAACUGCUGCUCCUCCGUUGACUGCAGAGAUUGCUCAUCCUCGACACCGUGGCACGGUCACCGCUAUAUUCCAGUCUGUCUGGUACUUUGGAGCAAUCCUCUCUGCUGUUAUUACCCUUGCGACUCUUUACCUAUUCAAUUCUUGGUCAUGGCGGUUUCCUUGCUUGAUGCAAGCAUUCUUCCCAGCUCUGCAAUUGCUUGGGUUGUUUAUUGUUCCCGAGAGUCCACGGUGGCUGGUAUCACAGAAUCGCCGAGAAGAGGCUUUGGAUAUUCUCGCUCGUUACCAUGCCAAUGGAGAUCGCACAGAUGAAUUGGUCUUGUUUGAAUAUCGGGAAAUUUGUGAGGCCAUCGAAUUUGAGAACACAAUGGCCGAGGAUAGCGGGUGGGGGGCCUUUUUCUCUACUCGCGGUGCUAUCCAUCGUUUGAUGAUUUGUAUUCUUGUUGGGUUCAUGAUCCAGUGGGCUGGAAAUGGUAUCGUUUCAUACUACCUCGCACCGAUCCUCAAGAAUGUGGGCAUUACCAGCUCAAGCCAACAGGCAGGUAUCAACCUUACGCUGCAAAUAUGGAACGGCAUCUGCGCAGUGGGCGGUGCCCUCGCAACGGAAAGAUACGGCCGGCGACCACUAUGGAUGAUAUCGACCGCAUUAAUGCUCGUUUUCUUCUCAGCCGUAACUGCACUAUCCGCUGUCUUUGCAGAGAGACACAUCAAACCAGCUGGUAGCGCUUCUGUUGCCAUGCUGUUCCUCUUCUUCGGUUCAUAUGCCAUCGCCUAUACCCCACUGUCAAUUGCGUACCCGGUCGAAAUCCUUCCUUAUCAUCUGCGCGCGAAGGGUUUGUCGCUUUGCUUGACGGUAGUCUUUGCUGCUGGGUUCUUCAACCAAUAUGUCAACCCGAUCGCAUUUGCUGCUCUGGCCUGGAAGUUCUAUUUUGUUUAUCUUGCCUGUCUCGCCGUGUUUUUGAUUUUCAUCUACUUCUUCUUCCCCGAGACGAAAGGUCGCACCCUGGAGGAGAUUGCUGUCGUCUUCGAUGGCCCUGCUGCCCAUCCGAGCUCCCGGCUCUUUGUGAAGUCAGAAAAGCAAGAAGUUAUUGAUGCUGUAGACGUGAAAUCUACCAGCAAGACAGAGAUAGAGCAUAUUGCCUGA
This is a messenger RNA of Penicillium canescens, 1578 nucleotides long. RefSeq lists its product as uncharacterized. The coding region runs from base 1 to 1578 and encodes 525 amino acids. Lineage: Eukaryota; Fungi; Ascomycota; Eurotiomycetes; Eurotiales; Aspergillaceae. Gene Ontology annotation, molecular function: carbohydrate:proton symporter activity. The record is from RefSeq and is a predicted model, not a curated record. Gene Ontology annotation, biological process: carbohydrate transport; transmembrane transport. Gene Ontology annotation, cellular component: membrane. The transcript has 3 exons.